AAGUGUUGUAGAGUUUUUGAACUUUGUUACAACGUAGAACCUCUCUCCCAUCACUUUUAUCACUUCAAAAAGGCCAAAUAAAGGAAACGACUAACAAAAACACGGACGUUUUUAUUUUGCUGUUGAGAAGAACUUGGCUGUUCCGAAGGUAUGUUCCCACGAAACUGAGACGUUAACCCAGGAUCAUAACAACCCCAUGCACGGGAGACGCACCGAUUAGUGAUUGGCCAGACUCUUCCCAUCUGGCUGGGACUGUCCAAUCGCUGGUCAAUCCGCAAAACCAGUUAUGAUCCACGGCACCGAACGCCCAUCACGUUGCGCACAUGCAACUUAUAGAGGUGACCACGCCACACCCAGCUGACCGAAGCGGAGUGCCUGAGCUAGGGAACGGCUUGUAUAACAGCUGUAUCAGUCAGUGGCACCGACAGCAACCAGUUGCGUUAGCAUCGUUUUUUUGUAAUGCCCAGUACGCAAAGGAGGCGGUGCUUACAGCGGCCUCGCAACGCGAUACGGGCCGAGAAAUACUUAAAGAUAGUCGAACACAGUUUAUGAAAACAAGUGUUUUGCAUGCCUAUGUUUCUGUUGUAGUCAGAGCCCCCUUUGGAGGAAUGAGAGGCGAAUGUUCGGGUCUUAAAAUGGGAUUGUUUUUGCACGCUGUUGGCUCUGUCACCCCCACCGAGUCCGCAGCAGCCGACACGAGCCUGCUGCACUGUGAAGGUGUUAACAACCAGAGCUACAUCUGUGAGUCUGGACAUUGCUGUGGGGAAUCUCAGUGCUGCAGUUACUACUAUGAGCUUUGGUGGUUUUGGUUGGUGUGGGCAAUCAUCUUCAUUUUAAGCUGCUGCUGUGUAUGUCAUCAUCGCCGCACCAAACACAGACUACAGCAGCAACAACGGCAGCACGAGAUCAACCUCAUUGCUUACCGUGAAGCACACAACUACCCCUCUGUGCCCUUUUACUUCAGGUUUCUGCCAAACUACCUCCUACCUGAAUAUGAAGAGGUGGUCAACCGGCCGCCGACUCCUCCCCCUCCCUACAGUGCCUUACAGACCAGCCCAUCCUCAGUGGCUUCUAGUCCACUGGCUCCUGAGCAGCAGCAAGGACACUGUACAGCCAUUCAGCCUUCCCCAGUUCCCCCAGUCUCUGAUAGCCUGUGUUGUAGGCCCACCAUAGAGGAACCACAACCUCCCACCUUAGACUUGAGGCCAAAGCCUGACACCAAGUCCGUGCAAACGGCACAAAAUUCAGGCGUGAUACUGCUCUCAGAAGGGCUUAGCAGAGAGGGACUCUCCAACCAGGAAAAACUAAGCGAAAGUGGGGAUGACUCCUGCAAGAACCCCCUGCUGAAGGAUCUCAGCCUGUCAGAUGGUAGUGUUGAGGACAAAGAGCGACUCCCCAGUGGAAGGAGGCGGCGAAUUACAGGUGAUUCUGGGAUUGAGGUGUGUGUGUGUGGCACACGUGGGAGCAGUGGUUGUAGUGGAGCUGGAAGUACAGGCCAGGAAAGCAAGGAGUUAAGGGAGCUAGAGAGCCUUCUGGGGCAUGAGAAAGCUGACGAGGAAGAGGAGGAAGCAGGUGAAUUCUGUGACAGCUGCAGCCAUCAGGCCUCCUUCUGUGUGGAGGAGGAGCAGGCUCUUGGGGAAGUUGAUAGGCGGCCUGGAUGUGGGCCAACAGGAAGUCCCCAGCCUGCUCACCAGAUAAGUAGUGGCUCCCUAAACCCUCCUUUGUGCCUCCUCCUCCACACCAUCAAUGAGCAGGAAGGACCAGCACACAGCACCAGCACUGAGCCACAGGGCUGAAGCACAGUUAACACACCUUUGUCACGAGGGAAGGAGAGCACUACACUGUUUUUGUACUUCAGGAAGUGUUUGCUUUCUAAGUCUUUUUUAUGAAUGUGUGCAUCUUAGAUAAAACAAAUGAGAAGUGAGGGAGCAGCAAGUAGGAUCUCUGCUAAAAAUUGUCUGAGAUCCAGAGGUUGAAAAAGCACGCUCCUGUGUGGAACAGUGGCCUUAACCUGUGUAUUUUGGGUUAUAUUUGGUCUGUAAGGCCCUUUAAUAUCCUGUGGCAAUUGGGACUUCAGACUACGCACACAGAGUCCUUCAUUUGCCCUUCUCGUACAACAAAAGCUACUGAUACAUAUGAUGGCUGAAGUUGUGCUGUCAGAACAGGACGUUCACUGCCUAGGAUGAAUGUAGCUCUCUUUGCCAGGUGCUUGCAACAAUUCUGCAAAGCUAUUUGUUCUCUGCAGGUAGUGAACUAUGUAAUAAAACAACACACAGCAGAAACAUUUUUGGACAAGUAUGAUGUGGAUUUACCCAAAGUAUGUGUUUAUGUAAGCUGAUAUUGUACAGGGAUGUCAGAACAAGACUUUGUGGGAUGUCCUGUUAGACUCAUGUUUCUAAAGUGCUUUUUCAGCAGUUCAAAACCAUGCUGCCUUUUGUCUGUUUUUGUUGCUACGUAAGUCUCACUAGUGAUAGGGAAGUGUUAGUGCAUUAACAAAUCUUCAUGAGAACAGUUCCUCUUUUGCACAAAUGGUAUUUAUCUUGCAGAUGCUACGGUUGUUUAAAUCUAGUCUUAAAUUAGCAGUAGAUAAUUACCUUCUUACCGUUUUGUUGUAAUGUGUGAGAAAUGGACCUCUGAAAUGUUAGUAAGGAAUGCAGCAGAUUUGUUUUGUAUACAAUCAUUUUUAAAAUUGAUUUGUUGAAUGUUUGUAGUAUGUGCCUACCCCCUUAAAAAUGCAGAAAUUUGAUGGACAAUGCUAGGCUUCCAUUAUGUUGAGAGACCCAGAGAAAGCAGGUACCAAAAACAUGAACUGAAUGUUAAGCUUCAUAGAGAUUACACGUGAGACGGGCAACAUCACACCUCACAUUUUAAAGUCACUUUAAUGAAUUAUCACCUUCACCAGCUUUACAGUGAAAAAACAACAUAACUUUUAACACUAUUUGUAUAGAAUUUUUAUAUCACCGCAGUUUUGACAUUAUUCAGCUUUGCUAUUCAUACAUGAAACAUUUAACGUCUCAUUGAAGGCACAUUAAGGCUAAUUUUAGUCAACUGGAAAAGUGACUUCUUUUUUUUUUUUUUUUUUUUAAACCAGGGUUUAUAUUUCCAGUCAUCUGCAUUUGUACUGUUCAAUCAAGAAAGGAAAUGUUACUUUUAAUGUAUAUAUGUUUUCUUCAUUUAGACAUUCAUCCCGUAUAAGUUUGUAUUAAAAUGAGGAUUUAAUAAAGGCUAUGGUUAUGAAGCAAGGAGUUUGCACACAAAUUACUUUUAACAUAAGUAUUUAACCCAACAGAGCAGUUUGAACCUGCCUUUCUCUGUUUGCAUGUUCUUUCUGAGCUUGUGUGGUUUUCGUCAUGGUGCUUCAAUUUCCAUCUUUGGUAAAUUUACAUUUCUAUCCCUAAGUUUGAGUUUGAAUGGAGACAUGUCCAGGAUGUACAUAAUGUCUGAUAUGGCAGGCUCCAGUAACCUUGUAACUGUAGUUGGAUAAGCAGUCAAAAAAAUAUAUACAUGUACAUAUUAGUGGGAAGAUUAGAGAUUAGUUUCUUAUUAGACAUGAGCAUAAGGUAAUGAAAUAAGUCAUUGGCUGUUAUGGAUACCAGAGUAUCUUAAAAAUAAGCGGUUGCACAACAGGAUCUCUAUGAGACUAUUAUGGUACAGCAUGGUACAAUAUGUAUAAUGCUGCACUGCUGUUACAAAACAAAGACAAUGUGGUAGAGGAAAAGAAUAUAGUUGUCAGUUCCCGUUAUUUUAGGAGUUUGAAUGCUGACAAUCUAGCCUCCUGAGCUUCUAGUGGUAUGCCAUAGAUGAUAAACACAAAUAAAAGAUGCCUUGUGAAACCUCCACAAAGAAAUCUAUGUCUAAUCUCUUUAAGUAGCCACAACUGAUGAGACUACACCAUUAUGCCAUGCAAUUAAUCUACUUGGAGUACCUGAAAAGAUGCACAAAUUGCAAUUCUGCAAAGCACAAAUGUUUCAGCCGUUAGUUUUACGGCUCGAGGAGAAAAUGGUUUCCCAGAAUUUCCAGCACAAAAGGAAAGUAACUUUCUGCAUAAACAGUUAAGCUGAUUGACUUUUGCCCAUCAAAGCCUAAACAAACUCGAAAGUGCUUUAUCCGUUAAUGCUUUCCGCAAGCUAGAAGAUGUCAUUGUGUAAUUGUGGUACAUGUCGUCAAAAGAUGAGCUAUUUUUCAUAUUGUUUGAUUCUUUGAAAAAAAAUAACGGAACUGUAUAAAAUCUCAAAACCACUUUAUAUUACAAAUCAUGUACAACAUUCUGUAACAUGUUCAUGAACCAAAUAGUUGCUUUAAUCAUUUUUAUGAAAUCAUUAGCUUUAUCAUUAUGGACAGAUUCUUUUUUUUCUUUUUUCUUCUUCUUGUGGGUAUUAUUGUUUUUUUGUUGAGAAAGACUUAAGUUCUUCUGAGACUUAAACUGAAGUUGUGUGAAGGGUACGUUUAACUAACAGUACAGUAGGUAAUUUGUUAACAAGAUCAGGGGCAUCUCGCCAAAGACAUUUUUCUUUCUUCAUAAGUGUGUGUGGUUUUGCACUUCUUGACAUAAGCCAUUUAUUAUGACAACUAAGAUGGAUGUAUGUUCAAUAAAAAUGCUUAAUUGUAGUCAA
Molecule: messenger RNA, 4613 nt
Organism: Haplochromis burtoni (Burton's mouthbrooder)
Lineage: Eukaryota; Metazoa; Chordata; Actinopteri; Cichliformes; Cichlidae
Gene: wbp1lb
Product: WW domain binding protein 1-like b
Exons: 4
Coding region: 324-1796 (490 amino acids)
Source: RefSeq, a predicted model, not a curated record